This is a messenger RNA of Ylistrum balloti, 2577 nucleotides long. RefSeq lists its product as uncharacterized. The transcript has 5 exons. The record is from RefSeq and is a predicted model, not a curated record. Bases 1 to 2577 code for a protein of 858 amino acids. Lineage: Eukaryota; Metazoa; Mollusca; Bivalvia; Pectinida; Pectinidae.
AUGCCACGAAUUCGUUGGGAUGUACAGCUAAUGAUAGCUGUCAGCCUCAUUUCAUCUGUGACCUCCUUUAACACAAAAGAGGUUUACAUGGAUUCCAUAUCAACAUGUAAUUCAAAACACACCAUAUAUGACUUUGAUAUCGUGGUUGGGGCCCACCAGUCUGUUUCGUCAUCCAACCCUCCAACUUCCUGUCAGGUGAUCAUAGAGGCAGGAUAUACUGAUACAUAUUUUAUGCUGGAGAUCAUACAAGAAUCCAUCUCUAUAGCUGACUGUGGAUUUGUACUCAACAUCUAUAAUGGAGAGGGUACAAGUGGUGUUCCAUUGAAAAGUUUGUCAUGUGGGUCAAAGAGUACAGGUGUUUUGUAUACAAAAGGUAGAAUAGCUACGUUUUACCUUCGCCAGCCCAGGGAUGUCUUCCAACCAACUAAUGACUUCAGUCUCAGAAUCAAGGCCUUUCGAGAUCCGAAUGCCCCAGAAGUUGUUGAGGGAAUAUCCCAUCUGCCAGUAGGAGCCAUUGUUGGUAUUGUUCUAGCACUAGUAUUACUGAUCGCCUUCAUCAUUCUACUUUGUUGGUGUUUUAAGAAAGGUAAACUGCCUGGAAUGGAUGGUAGGCCAUACAAACCUCGUCCCAAGGCUAGGCCGAAGGAACGGUCCGAGUCGGGGACAGUCAACUCGGGAUUUAGUGAGAAAAAGGUGUCAAUGGAUCCGUCUCAUAAUAAUAAGUUUAAUCUGAACAACCAGGACUUGUGGGACACCAUGACAAAUGCAUCCCAGAGUUCAAUGGCGUCCCUUACCACUGGCCAGCCUACUGGUAAACACUAUGAUAAGAAUAGCUUUUCAAGGGAUGGAACCAAUGCCGCGGGAAGGGCUAAACGGGGACAAUAUAGUGUAACUAAUGAUUCUGCUGUAUUGGCAGGGAACUUAGCAAAGAGUGCCAAUAAUGGAGCUAUAGCAAGCAGUCAGGACACAGACAUAGAUCAGAUGUAUGAAAACUAUUCUGCACCAGCAGCUAGUAGUACAGUGAACAGGCCUAGUCGACAAAGGAAACCACAGGAACACAAUGAAAUAGAGACAAAUGGUCAAAAGUCAGGUGUGUUGGAACAUGAUGAUGAGAAGAGAGAAGCAGAAGAGAAGCCAACUGGCAUGCUAGCUGAGCUACAGAGGGAGCUCAGUAAGAGGAAGAGCAUGAGAGAAGGCAAGCAGACUGAGAUAAAAGACACAGCCCCAGGUGGACCAUCAGCCAAGGCUCUUCUCCCAGAGGAGAUGGACUCUUUAAAUGAUACAAAAUUAAUGUCUUUAGAUCAGCAGAGCGAGCCUCUGAAGUCAGAGAAGAUGUCUAACCCAAUGUUAAAUAGUUCUAAUCCUGCCAUUCGUGCUUCUGUCAGUGAACUGCGUCCAAAGACAGAGGAAUCUCCAAGAACAAAGAAAAAGAAGAAGAGGAGAAAGAAGUCUAUCAAUGACUCAGGUCCUCGGAGGCACAGGAAUGCUCCCGACACAGGUGAUGAAUAUGAACCAGAGCCCCAGACUGGAUAUACCACAGAAGAACCCAUGGAGCCACUCUCCAACGUUCCAUUGUCGUCUUUACCUUUGCCUCCAGAGGCACUAGCACCAGUAUUUGCAACAGAUACAUCCACACAACCUCAUUUUUACUCUCAACCAGACCAGUACGGCUACCAGCCUCAAGUAGCAGACCAGUAUGGACAGCCACAGAUCAUAGGCUAUGAUGGCUAUGGGAAUGCAGUGUAUGGCUACAAUAACCAGGCCCCUGGGAGUAUGGGUGGGAAUCCGUUUGGACAGACUGCCCAGCCUACAUACUACAUGCAGCCUGAUGGUCAGGUGGUAAUGAUUCCACCACCUGGUAUGGAAAAUCAGCCCUACAACCAAGGUCUACAGAUAACAGACUUGGGGUCCCCAGGAGCACCUGGAUACACAUCUACGCCAUCGAUCUAUGAUCCGAAUUCCCGUCACCGCAGUCCCAAACACGGACGCAAGUCUAAACCUACGGGUACUAUGGCAACAGUACCUGGGGGUCCAACAGGGACAGUUCUAGAUGAUCCCAACCUUCCUCCCCCAGGGACUACCAUGAUGAGAUCAGGUGUUGACCCUGAAAGUGGAGCACAGGUCAACCAGGUAGUCUGGAGUGAUGUCAAUCGUGACCCAACUGAUCCUGUUGGUGUGGACAAUCCCCAGAUCACAAGGAAAACCAUGGUGAGGGUCACCACAAAGGCUAACGAAGGUGGAGAUGUACCAGAUGCUCCUAGCCCAGCAUUGCAGCAAAUGUCAUUCAACGCAGCUCAGCAGCUCAAGAGUGGUGCCGAGCCAGCCUUCAUGUCCCCCUCAAAGAGCCAAGUCCAGGGAGGAGCCUUGCCUUACAUGACUCCAGCUCCAAUAUUUGCUUCACAGACCCCUGAGCGAGAAAAUACAGGCUUUUACACUGGUGCAAAGCCUGGAAUCCAGGACACUCCUCAAGUGCCUCCCUCAGGACCUGGAGGCCCGCGGGUACAUAAUGCUCCCCGUGCCAACAAUGCUUUCAGGAACAAGAUCACACUAUCCAUGGAGGACGAGUCCACAAUCUGA